GGUCCUGAUGCAGGCCCGAGGGGGGCCAUGGGGCAAGUCCUGCCGGUCUUCGCCCAUUGCAAAGAAGCUCCAUCUACAGCCUCUUCUACCCCUGAUUCUGCAGAAGGAGGAAAUGAUGAUUCGGAUUUUCGGGAGCUCCACACUGCUCGGGAAUUCUCAGAGGACGAGGAGGAGACCACGUCGCAGGACUGGGGCACCCCUCGGGAGCUGACCUUCUCCUACAUCGCUUUUGAUGGUGUCGUGGGCAGUGGGGGACGUAGGGACUCAGCUGCCCGGCGCCCCAGACCCCAGGGUCGCUCCGUGUCAGAACCAAGAGACCUACCCCCACAGCCCAACCUCGGCGACAGCUUGGAAAGCAUCCCCAGCCUGAGCCAGUCCCCCGAGCCUGGACGCCGCGGUGACCCCGACACUGCCCCUCAGGCCCAGUGCUCCCUGGAAGACCUGAGGCUUCGGCUGGACCAGAUGGGAUGGGCUGCUCGGAGCGCUGGGUCUGGGCAGGACUCAGCCACCAGUAGCUCCACCCCAUUGGAAGACGAGGAGCCCGAAGGACUGGAUGCAAGACAGGCUGGUGAAGAAAUGGACCUACAACUCCAUCUCGCUCACUUGAUGCCUCCGGAGGUCUUGACCCCUCAGCCAACCCCCAAAUCUGGGACCCCACGGGUCCAUACUCCAUCCCCACCCGCUUCCCGAGAUUCGAACUCUGGGCCUGAUGAGCCUUCACUGUACAAGGAGGAGGAGCUGUGGGGGCCUUUGGAGCAGGAACCAGUCACAGGACAGUGCCUCCAUAGCACCGACCAAUCAGAAUUCACACUGGAGCCACACCCACUUGUGGCGGACCUGCUGUAUUGGAAGGACUCUCGGACAUCGGCCGUGGUCUUCACGGGCCUCAUGGUCUCCCUCCUCUGCCUCCUGCACUUCAGCAUCGUGUCCGUGGCCUCACACGUGGCUCUGCUGUUGCUCUGUGGCACCAUCUCUCUCAGGGUUUACCGCAAAAUGCUGCAGGCUGUGCACCGGGGCGAUGGAGCCAACCCCUUCCAGACCUACCUGGACGUGGAUCUGACCCUGACCCCAGAGCAGACCGAACGUCUGUCCCAGAAGAUCGCCUCCCACGUAGUUUCUGCGGCCACGCAGCUGCGACAUUUCUUCCUGGUAGAAGACCUGGUGGAUUCUCUCAAGCUGGCCCUGCUCUUCUACAUCUUGACCUUCGUAGGGGCAGUCUUCAAUGGUUUGACUCUUCUCAUUCUGGGAGUGAUUGCUUUGUUCACGGUCCCGCUGCUGUAUCAGCAGCACCAGGCCCAGAUCGACCAGUACGUGGGUUUGGUGACCAAUCAAUUGAGCCACAUCAAAGCUAAGAUCCGAGCUAAGAUCCCAGGGACCGGAGCCCUUGCUUCAACAGCAGCCACAGUCUCUGGAUGCAAAGCCAAAGCCGAAUGAGAGGGGUGUCUCUGCUUGCGGGAUGCCUGGCCUGCCCCAACCCCAGCCGCCCCCUGUCCCACUUCCACCUCCCAUCCAUCCCCCACUGUCUCCUCCCCUCGUCCCAAGCCAGUUCCUGGUGGGUAUCGGGAUCUCCUCCACUGGGUAAUCUGUGCCAGGUGGCUAAGCUACUAGGACUACAUUUCCCAAGAGGCUCUGCGCUAGGAGUCCAGGAAAGACAACACGCCUUGGCCGCGGGGCCUGCUGGGACUUGUAGUUGUCUAGACAGUGUGGCCCUGCACGUCUGUGACUGGGCGCUGGAGGCACCACGGGGGGUUGGUGUCUCCUGGACGAAGCCAGCGCCCGGGCUGGGGCUUUGCAUGGGGCCCAGGCGAGGCCUGAGCUUGGAUUUACACUGUAAUAAAGACUCCUGU
Molecule: messenger RNA, 1847 nt
Organism: Perognathus longimembris pacificus (Pacific pocket mouse)
Lineage: Eukaryota; Metazoa; Chordata; Mammalia; Rodentia; Heteromyidae
Gene: Rtn2
Product: reticulon 2
Exons: 10
Coding region: 28-1434 (468 amino acids)
Source: RefSeq, a predicted model, not a curated record